Messenger RNA from Gadus chalcogrammus (walleye pollock), 4254 nucleotides. RefSeq names its product ELL-associated factor 1-like. Gene Ontology annotation, cellular component: super elongation complex. The transcript is spliced from 6 exons. The coding region runs from base 247 to 1041 and encodes 264 amino acids. The record is from RefSeq and is a predicted model, not a curated record. Lineage: Eukaryota; Metazoa; Chordata; Actinopteri; Gadiformes; Gadidae. Gene Ontology annotation, molecular function: transcription elongation factor activity. Gene Ontology annotation, biological process: regulation of transcription elongation by RNA polymerase II; positive regulation of DNA-templated transcription.
UAAAAAUGUGUAAUCAUGGAUUAUUAAUCUAAUGUUUAAUAAAGGUAAUAAAUAUCAUCUUAAAACGAUGUUUUCGCACACUGUCGGAAGUAUUUCGUAGCAGGAACCAAACAGGAAACAGAUGCUCGCCGCAGUUCGUCAUUGGGCUUACCAGGGCGCCUCUGCUGGGUUCACUUUGCAUAAACAAAUUCUGUACAUGUUCAGUGAUUUUAAACCAAUGUCAAUUUUGACCAUAUAAUAGAAGCAAUGAACGGAACUACAAAUCCGCUUUUGGAUAAAGAGGAGCAUGUGUUGAAGCUUGGAGAGAGCUUUGAGAAGAAGCCCAAAUCGUCCUUCCAUACAAUCAGAUACGAUUUCAAACCAGCUUCUAUCGACACCAGCUGCGAGGGAGAAUUGCAGGUCGGAAAGGGGGAUGAAGUUACCAUAACGUUGCCACAUAUUCCAGGCUCCACACCCCCCAUGACGGUGUUCAAAGGGAACAAGCGGCCCUACCAGAAGGACUGUGUCCUCAUCAUCAACCACGACACGGGGGAGUUUGUGCUGGAGAAGCUCAUCAGUAGCAUCCAGGUCAAGAAAACCAGGGCAGAGGGCAGCAGUAAGAUACAGGCCCGUAUUGAGCAGCAGUCGGUGCGGUCCAACCAGCCCAGCUCCCAGUUCCGGGCCCCCACCAAGCCUGGGGCUGGAGUUAAGACCUCCCCCUCCCCCUCUAAGGACAACCCCUCUCCAGAGCCCCAGCUGGAUGACAUCAAGAGAGAGCUGCGUGCGGAGGUGGAGGUCAUCGAGCAAAUGAGCAGCAGUGGCAGCAGUUCCUCGUCGGACUCGGCCAGCGGCGACGACAGCUCCAGCAGUGACGGUGAACACGACACACAACCUCCGUCCGCGCCAUUACCACAGCCACCGCCCCACCCCCACGCCUCCCCCAACCCAAACCCGCUGGCCAACGGGGCCCCUGACCGGCAGCAGGGCACCAACCAGCUCAUGAGCACACUCCGAAAUGAUCUGCAGCUCAGUGAAUCAGGCAGCGACAGCGAUGAUGAUUGAAGUUAUAGCCCCGCCCCCACCUUAUCUCUUUUCAACUGUAACGCCAGUUCCAUUAUUCCAAUGCUGUGGUAACAGACUUUUAUUUUAUUUAGUAUUCCCCUCAAAGCUGGCCUACUUGGAUAUUUUACAGUGUAUUUUUUACUACAUGUAUAUUUUUUGCUUUGUAUGAAAGAGAAAAGACAGUCCAGAAGAUUAUCAUUUUAAGGUUUUUAAGUGUGCCCUUUGUGGCCCCCUACCUCCCUCUGAUCCAGAGAACCUCAAAGGUGUAAUACUAAUUAUGCCUUCAGUUGAUAGGAAAUGUCUAGGCAUAGCACACUUAAAUGUAUUGCUGUGACGAAGAUGCUCUGUAACAGGAGUUCAUUUUAUAAAGGGGCAUGCAAAAAUCGAGCCUUCUGCCAUUUGGAAAUUGAUCACAUUUUCAAAUGUAGAAAAUGUCCAUUUGAAAAUAUUACAAACCAGCGAAAAACACAGAAAAUAGGCUUUAGAGACGACCUGAACCUAAAAGAGAGAGAUUAGAAUCGCUGAACAACACCUAAUACGUAUGAAUCGGUCUCUGAAAUGAAUGUUUCCACGGUGGACAUCUGAGCUCUGUGAUCGCCCCCUCCUGAAGCCUGUCCCAGCCCACUCUGAAGCACUUUCCAUUUGUUUUCCCCUUUUGUACUUUCAACCACCAAGGAAGCUAUAAACUAUGCUAGGCCUGAAAUAGCGACACGACCCUCUGCCAUACCAAACAACAAGAGCCACCCUGGUGGUAGAAUUGGUUUCAAAGCAUGUUCAACAAGUAUUCUUUCUGUUUGUCUCGGUACGACUAAUGUUCUGCCUGUAAGUGUUGUUUGUUAUAGGUUUUCUAUGACGUAAAAUGUCCACUUAUAUAUCUGGAGUUCCGUAACAAAACGCAGUGUUCGUUUAUUAGGUCAUCGUUGAAUUCAGAGUGAAUGAAGUGAUUCUCCCUUUGGCUCUUAACCAAACUGAGUUUGUUCAUCCACCGAGCUGAGUGAAACAGUACACACACACACACACACACACACACACACACACACACACACACACACACACACACACACACACACACACACACACACACAUCCGUCCUCCACCAGUCUAAAUCCUUCUGUCCAUUUAAAUCUCACAACAGUAAUGUUUUUUUCAUGGCAAGCGAAGAACAAUGUAAGAGAAGGAGUCUAAAGUAUUCAGGUUCAGAAAACAUAUAUGUAACGAUGAACAGAUAUUAACAAUCAAACUACGGCACAUAAAGCAAGUAUGAGCUACCUAAACUAACAAACCGGUAUUGUCUUUCAAUGGUCGUCUCAUUCUUACAAUCUUCAACUUGGAUUGGGACUCAAAUUUAGUUCUUUCAAAAGUAAAUUCAACUGGAAAGCUGCAGGUAGCCAGUCAUGAUUUAGACUUUAGCUUUUUUUACACCUUGUAACUAAGUUAACAUGCAGACACUUUACUGUCCCUUACUGUUUGUCUGUGAUUUCAAAACAUUGUUUGUUGACCUCUUGUAUUGUGAAUUAUACUUGAUGUUUUUUUUAUUCGUAACUUGUUUGUAAGAUAGAAUUUUUUGAAUUGUAUUAAGAGUUUGCAUCAAUUUCAAUAAUGUGUUGUGUCUGUUAGGUGUACGGGCAGUCUUGCACCGUCUUGUCUGCUGGAAGCUGCACAGUACAACCACUGCCCUCUGGUGGUAGACUGUCGGAACUGCAAAACAUUUCAUAAGCCAAGGGAGUUUAAAUGCUUCGAUAAUUAAUUCAGUUGAAGGUGAUUGGCAAGAAUAAUAACGACAGAUGAUCUCAUGAUGUGAUAACAAAUUUAAAAUCUGGACUGACAUACAAGCCUACAGCAAGUUUAUAAUUUGAUUCCCAGACAAAUCGUAAUUAUUCUGAUUAAAAUAGCAAUCAAUAAAAUCCUUUCAGAUUUCCAAAAAUGACUGACCCAAAUCUUAUUUUUAUAUAUACAGGGGCUUAGAAUGGUGAAUAUUUGGGUUUAAAUAAAAAAGUAGCUUACACAGACAAAAAAAAACGAAAAAAGGAGACAACAAAGUGUAGGAAGACAGAACGGUGAUAUUCGAUGAAUGGUUAUAUCGUUGGUCUUAAAUAAGAAUAGCUUGAAAUCAAGUGACGCGGGUGCCUGGAGGAGCACGCUCCAAUUACCAAUGAUAGCAAACACCCUGGACACUGAGUACGCCGCCACCACCAACUCACAGUUUUACACAUUUCUCUUCAAACGGUCAACACAAAAAACGAGAAAUACAUAAAUAAGCAUUUUUUUCCCUUUAAAUCAUUUAUAGCACAAUUUAUAUUUAUGAUUCUGAAAUUCUUGAUUGAAUCUAAAUUAACAAAGUCAACAAACAAAAUAAUUAUAACAAAAAUAAUACAAAAACGGCUGACUGGCUUUGAUAUAAAUCUGGUUGAUGUGCGGUAUUGAAACGAGACCCCGAUGGAGGGGGCGUCCGAAUGCGUCGCACUUUGGAACCCCUGCGGUGCAACGUGGUCGCCUGUUUCAGUGUCCAUCCAUGAUGACUGAAUGAGCGGUAAGGCAGCCCUGCUGGCUCACAGCAAAGAGUCCACCGGGCACAGCUCUCUUCCUGAGGGUUUAUGGCAGCUUGCUUUCCCCGUCGGCGUCCCGUUCUCCGGUCAUCACGCAAGGGACCCUGAGUUUUAUAUUUAUCUUUCUUUCUUGUCGGAAGCUUUCCGUCUCGAUACACGUUACAGGACAGCGAAGUGACAACCCUCCGUCGCGAGUCGCGACUACCACCGGCAAUGGCGCACGAGUUGCCCCCUUGUGUUUGUGUCAUCGCAGUACAAGUGGUGCUGGGGGGGGGGGGUCAAUUUCUCCCUAGUCUCUCCACAGCAUCUCUCUCCACAGUCUCUAUCCAUGAUAGCACCAUGAACCAUCCUCCACCCGCCUAAAUUCUAUAACGGUCAUAUUUGUUAAUAUUUUGAGGGGUUUAUUUAAGAUGUUAUGGGAUAGGCUACUGACCGCGCCUGCCGUUGUUGGCGCCAAUUUAAUUUUAGACCACGCCGUUCUAAUUUCUGACCAAUCAAAGCAUAUGAUUCCUGAUUGAUUCUUCGAUCCCACCUCAUCUGUGAAUCCAAGGUAUGUAAAAUGGCAAGGAAAUGAAAAAAAAAAAAAAAGCGAAGGCAAGAAAGGAGCAAAGAGAACGGGAGUUUAUUUUAAAAAGACUAAAACGAAUUAUUUCAAUUUCGUAGCAGC